This is a messenger RNA of Medicago truncatula (barrel medic), 1314 nucleotides long. RefSeq lists its product as uncharacterized. The transcript has 3 exons. The record is from RefSeq and is a predicted model, not a curated record. Lineage: Eukaryota; Viridiplantae; Streptophyta; Magnoliopsida; Fabales; Fabaceae. The coding region runs from base 1 to 1314 and encodes 437 amino acids.
AUGUCUAUUUCUAUCAAUGGUUCUCAACGUGGAUAUUUCAAGUGUGCUAGAGGGGUCAGGCAAGGAGAUCCUUUAUCUCCUUUACUGUUUUGUUCGGCAGAGGAAGUCCUCAGUAGGGGUAUUUUGAAACUUGUAGAUGAUGGGAAAGUAGAAUUGAUAAAAGCCUCAAGAGAUACUCAAAUCCCCUCCCAUUGCUUCUAUGCAGAUGAUUUGAUGGUUUAUUGUAAAGGUAAAUUGUAUAGUCUUGAAGCAUUAAAGGAUCUUUUUACAAGGUAUGCCUCUUGCUCUGGUCAAGUCAUUAAUCUUGGAAAAUCUUUUAUUUUCUCUGGUGGAGUUUCAAACAAUAUGCUAAGCACUAUGGUUAACCUGCUUGGUUUCAAUAUUGGUUCUCUUUCUUUCACUUACCUGGGUGCUCCAAUCUUUAAAGGUAAACCUAAUACCAUUCAUUUUCAACCUAUUGCUGACAAAAUCAAACUUAAACUUGCUUCCUGGAAAGCCUAUCUUCUAUCUAUUGCAGGUAGAGUCCAAUUGGUUAAGUCAGUUGUACAAGGAAUGAUGAAGAGGGUUUGUGCUGAUCUUGAUGAAAGAAGGCUUGGAACAAAAUCUCUGAUUUGUCUUAGUGAAGCUACCAAUCUCAAACUUUGCUGGGACGUAUUGCAUUCUAACGAGACAUGGGCUGUCAUCAUCAGAAGUAGAACUCUGAGGGGUACAUAUUGUAUUCAUCAUCAUAUCUAUUCUUCCAUAAGGAGUGGAAUUAAGCAGGAAUUCAAUACAAUCAAAGAAAACACUAGUUGGCUAGUUGAAAAUGGGGAUAACAUCCAGUUUUGGCUAGAUUCCUGGUGUAGGAAGCCUCUUAUACAAGCUCUUAAUCUCUCUCUGAAUCAGAUCCAAAAUCUUCCUCAAUGCAUCAGUAGUUAUAUUCAGAAUAAUCAGUGGGACACCCCAAAUGAACUACUGCAUGCUAUGCCAGAUUUGAGAAGGCUUGUUACUCAAGUAACCAUACCAGUGCAACAAAAAGAGGAUGAAUUGAUCUGGUGUCAUAGCACUAAUGGCACUUUGUCUAUGAAAGAAGUUUAUGAGUCCAAAAAGCAUCACUAUCCUAAAAGGAAAUGGGCAAAGCUGAUAUGGUCCAAAGAUUAUCCUCCCUCAAAGUACCUCAUGAACACUGUCCAGGGUUCUGCCUAUCAUGCUGAAUUAUGUGGUGCAAUGAAAUCAAUUGAGUUGGCUCAUAUUUAUCAUUGGAAGAACUUAUGGCUUGAAGUAGAUUCAUUACUGGUAGUGAAUGCCAUCAAAAACAACAAACUUGUUCCUUGA